Myripristis murdjan (pinecone soldierfish) is the source of this 6102-nucleotide messenger RNA. It is a transcript of the gene taf2, whose product is annotated as TAF2 RNA polymerase II, TATA box binding protein (TBP)-associated factor. NCBI's taxonomy places the organism in Eukaryota, Metazoa, Chordata, Actinopteri, Holocentriformes, Holocentridae. Gene Ontology annotation, molecular function: RNA polymerase II general transcription initiation factor activity; transcription cis-regulatory region binding; chromatin binding. The transcript is spliced from 27 exons. Gene Ontology annotation, biological process: transcription initiation at RNA polymerase II promoter. The record is from RefSeq and is a predicted model, not a curated record. Gene Ontology annotation, cellular component: transcription factor TFIID complex. The coding region runs from base 455 to 4096 and encodes 1213 amino acids.
ACGCAGUGGAAGCGCGAUCACAUAUGUGUGAGCAGCUGGAUCGAGAGGAUAUAUUUGGAUGUUUUGAUGCUCAACGACAACAAUAACCAACAGAUGGAUUUAAGUUCUUGCGUGUGAAGCCGGUUGUGGGUCGUAGCUGAAUCCAUGCAUGGAUAACUUCACUGUUUCUGCGCUUAAAAAGCACCGCACAACAGUUCCGGGGGACACAAGACAGACCCUCCGCUCUCCUUCAUCCAAACAUUAAUACAGCCCGGUUCGCUGCGUUUAAGUGCUGUGUCCCAUCACAUUGUACACAAUCAGUGUUUAUCUAGUUAUGCAAUACAACAGAGUCGCCUUUUUACUCAUUUUCGGACUGGUUAUUUGGUUGUAGAGUGCUGAAUUUCCGUCAAAACACCAUUCACUCGUGCUGCAAGUUGAUGUUAGCAUGUUCAAAGUAAAAUAACACCAGGCGAAGAUGAACAGGAAGAAGGAUAAAGGAUUUGAGAGCCCUCGCCCUUUUAAAUUGACCCACCAGGUGGUGUGCAUCAACAACAUAAACUUCCAGAGGAAAUCUGUCAUUGGCUAUGUGGAGCUGACCAUUUUCCCCACAGUGGUCAACCUGAACAGAAUCAAACUCAACAGUAAACAGUGUCGCAUCUACAGGGUCCGAGUCAAUGAGCUCGAGGCCCCGUUCAUCUACAAUGACCCCACGCUGGAGGUGUGCCAUCAUGAGUCCAAACAGAGAAACCUCAACUAUUUCUCCAGUGCCUACACAGCAGCAGUGAGUGCUGUGGAUCCUGAUGCAGGACACGGGGAGCUGGUUAUCAAAGUUCCCUCUGAACUCUGGAAACAAGGAGACGAUUUGAAGGUGUUAAAGGUGUACAUUGAGUUUUCCUUGGACCAGCCCAAAGGGGGUCUCCACUUUGUUGUUCCUGAUGUUGAGGGCAGCAUGGCAGAGAGAGGAGCUCAUGUGUUCUCCUUUGGAUACCAGAACUCCACCAGGUUCUGGUUCCCGUGCGUUGACUCCUACUCAGAGCUGUGCACGUGGAAGCUAGAGUUCACAGUGGACGCGUCCAUGGUGGCAGUGUCCUGUGGGGACCUGGUGGAGACCAUCUACACCCAUGACAUGAGGAAGAAGACGUUUCACUACGUCCUCCCUAUCCCCACCGCUGCACCCAACAUCUCCCUGGCUGUGGGGCCCUUUGAAGUUCUUGUAGAUCCCUACAUGCAUGAGGUGACUCAUUUCUGCCUGCCCCAGCUGCUGCCUCUGCUCAAACACUCCAUGUCCUACCUGCAUGAGAUUUUUGAGUUCUAUGAGGAAAUCCUAACAUGCCGCUACCCUUAUUCCUGCUUCAAGACUGUGUUUGUGGAUGAGGCCUAUGUACAGGUGUCCUCCUACGCUUCCAUGAGCAUUUUCAGCACCAACCUGCUCCACAGUGCGAUGAUCAUUGACCAGACCCCGCUCACUCGGCGUUGUCUAGCCCAGGCCCUGGCACAGCAGUUCUUUGGCUGUUUCAUCUCCCGAAUGUCUUGGGCUGACGAGUGGGUGCUGAAGGGAAUCUCAGGCUACAUCUUUGGACUCUACCUGAAGAAGACGUUUGGAGUCAAUGAGUACCGACACUGGAUCAAAGAGGAGCUGGACAAGAUUGUGGAAUAUGAGCUGAAGACUGGCGGGGUUCUCCUGCAUCCAACGUUCAGCGGGGGCAAAGAGAAGGACAAUCCAACACCACACCUCCACUUCUCCAUCAAGCACCCCCACACACUGUCAUGGGAAUAUUACAAAAUGUUCCAGUGUAAGGCUCACCUCGUGAUGAGACUGAUAGAAAAUCGGAUCAGCAUGGAGUUCAUGUUGCAGGUUUUCAACAAGCUCCUCAGCCUGGCCAGUACAGCUUCCUCUCAGAAGUACCAGAGUCACAUGUGGAGCCAGAUGCUUGUCUCGACUCAUGGCUUUCUCAAAUCCAUCUCCAAUGUCUCCGGCAAAGACAUAGGACCUCUCAUCAAGCAAUGGGUAGACCAGAGUGCUGUGGUGAAGUUUUUUGGCAGUUUUGCCUUCAACAGGAAGAGAAAUGUUCUGGAACUGGAGAUCCGCCAGGACUACACAUCAUCAGGCACUCAGAAAUAUGUGGGCCCCAUCAAAGUGACAGUGCAGGAAUUGGAUGGCUCCUUCAACCACACUCUGCAGAUAGAGGAGAACAGCCUGAAACACGACAUCCCCUGCCAUUCGAAGAGCAGACGUAACAAGAAAAAGAAGAUUCCUCUGAUGAAUGGAGAGGAGGUUGACAUGGACUUGUCAGCCAUGGAUGCCGACUCUCCGCUCCUGUGGAUCCGUAUCGACCCAGACAUGUCCAUUCUGAGGAAGGUAGAGUUUGAGCAGUCUGACUUCAUGUGGCAGUACCAGCUGCGCUUCGAGAGAGAUGUAGUGGCACAGGAGGAGGCUAUCUCAGCACUGGAAAAGUUCCCAAAUCCUGCCUCCAGACUGGCUCUGACUGACAUCCUGGAGCAUGAACAGUGUUUCUACAAAGUCCGCAUGCAGGCUUGCUUCUGUCUGGCCAAGAUUGCCAAUGCCAUGGUGAACACCUGGCAGGGGCCUCCAGCUAUGAAGUCUCUGUUCACUCGAAUGUUCUGCUGUAAGAGCUGCCCCAACAUUGUGAAAACCAACAACUUCAUCAACUUCCAGAGCUACUUUCUACAAAAGACAAUGCCAGUUGCCAUGGCGUUGCUCAGAGAUGUCCAGAACCUCUGUCCCAAAGACGUCCUCAACUUCAUCCUCGACCUCAUCAAGUACAACGACAACAGGAAAAACAAAUUUUCAGACAACUACUACCGUGCAGACCUGAUUGAAGCUCUGACAAACUCUCUGACCCCAGCCAUCAGCAUCAACAAUGAGGCGCGAACAGUGGACAAUUUAAAUGCGGAUGUUCGCCUCAUCUUGGAGGAGAUUACAAGAUUCCUUAACAUGGAGAAACUACUACCUAGCUUCAGGAACACCAUCACUGUCAGUUGUCUGAAGGCAAUCCGCCAGCUUCAGAAGAACGGUCAUAUUCCCAGUGACCCGUUGCUCUUUAAGUCCUAUGCUGAGUACGGACACUUUGUCGAUGUUCGCAUCGCUGCGCUGGAGUCUGUGGUGGAUUAUACCAGAGUUGAACAGAGCUCAGCAGAGCUGCAGUGGCUGCUCAACAUGGUCCAGAACGACCCAGCUCAUUAUGUCAGACACAAGAUCCUGGGCAUGCUGGCUAAGAAUCCACCCUUUACAAAAGCAGCAGACUCAGGUCUCUGCAAUGAAGCCCUGGUGGACCAGCUGUGGAAGCUAAUGAACUCCGGUACCUCUCAUGACUGGCGGCUGCGCUGUGACGCUGUGAACCUCUACUACACCUUGUUUGGUCUGACUCGGCCCUCCUGCCUGCCCUUGCCAGAACUGGGUCUGGUGCUCAACCUGAAGGAGAAGAAAGCUGUGCUCAACCCCACCAUUAAACCUGAGCUGGGGGUUGGCACUAUUAUGGACACCCCUGCCAGUAUUGGCAUCCAUGGCAUUGGCAUGAGCUACUCCACGGUGGAUGAGGAGCCAGACCCGAUUGCAUCAGGAGUGUGUGGUGUCGGCCAGCCUCCUCAAGGGCUGAAGAGGAAGGCUGAGACUCCUCUGGGCUCUCCUCCAGAGCCAGGACAGAUACUGCAGCAGCAAGACGAAGAUGGGAGCAGAGGACGCUACAAAAUCAGGUUCAACACAAUGGAAGAGGAAGACAUUGAUAUGGAGACGGUUCACGACAGCCAAGCUUUCAUACACCAUCACCUGAAUCUGCUUGAGAGACCGUCCACACCAGGCAAAGAGCCACCGUCAGUCGAACAGCCCAUGCUCUCCAUGCCCGCCACUCCUGUGCCCUCAUUCUCCAAAGAGACCACCUCCUCAUCCUCCAAGCACGGAGGCGAGCACGGCCACCAUCACCACCACCACCACCACGAGCACAAGAAGAAGAAGAAGAAACACAAGCACAAACACAAGCACAAGCACAAACACGAAAGCAAGGACAAGGAGAAGGACAGAGAGAGGGACAACUCCCACGCCUACAGCAACAGCCCAGCCAGCGGCAGAUCAUUGCGCUCGCCUUCUCUGUCUGACUGAAUUUCUCGAGGGACAUUUGUUCCCCGGCUCCUGUACAGCUGUUUGUCUGAUUUCAUUUGAAGUCACAGCCACUGUCUGUGGACAGUUUGCAGUUUUCUUCCACUCUCAGGUGAAUUAACUUAGCGAAAACAACCCCUUCAAACACAGUGAAAAACAAAUCAAACAACAAUUAAGGAUUUGAUGAGGCUAAAUAAACUUUAUCCACAAAUGUUAGCAAUAUCAAUGGUACAGUCAAGGCUAAGUCUUUGUUUGGAUACAUCUCAUAUAAUGUGCUGAGGCAUUCAUUUGACGCAGCAGCUGCCGGAUGUAAUCAUUUCACAGUAGACAGUUUACAUCCCUCAGAGUAAUCAUUUGGUGUGUUUUUUGCAGACACAAAAUGGCAAAAGUGUAGGCAACGUAGUUUUAUUUAAAAUGAUAGAUAUUCAAUACUUAGUAUUUUAAAUGUAAAAGUAUUAUCAGUUACAGCUACAAAAGUGUUGCCAAUUCCAGCAGUGUACAUGUACUGCAAAAUGUGUGGGUUACAUAUUGACUUGCAUACCAGUGAUUUUCUGUUCGCAGGCAUUGGAAGCAUGAUAACUGAGGACAGUUGUAUCAGGGGAUACUUAUUUUGGCAAUUGUUUAAGGAAAAAUAUUCUGGAAAGUUUCCAGUGGAAACCUUUAUGAGUAUGAUUAUACAAGUGUUGCAGUCCUUACACACAAAUUGCAUCACUGAUUCCUCAGCAUUUCUGCAUUUGUGAUGUCUGCCAGUAGCAUCGCAGAAACAGUAAUGCACCUUGUGGGGAGGAAAGUGGAACCCCGGACUGCGGCUGCACAGUGUCAUUAAAUCAUGCAGAGGCGUCCCUGUGUCCCAACACCACACACAAACACCCUGCAGAAGGAGUUCCUGUGCUCUCUACACCGCUUCCCGGCCCCUCUGAAGCAGCAACCACAUACACCUCUCUCCACAAACAGACUCACACACACACUUUCCCAACCCCGUGCACUUUUCUCCCUGUGCAGACACCACUCUGGUGCGCCUCAUCCCCACAGCUCCAUCCCAACAUUCAAUAAGUGGCUUGUGAUGGGGACCUUGAUGGAUCGCGGUGUGGAUUUAACCAUUCUGUUUUGACUGGGCCUCUGGCGUCUUAACAGUUCAUAACGGUCUGCAAAAAUUACAUUUCGGAGUUUACUCACAGCUUAAAAUCAAACAGACCAGUUUAACUGCACUGUAGAAUCGAAACUCAAGUCAUACUAAUAUUGUUUAUUUUAUUUUUUUACUGUAGUGAUCACUCAUAAGCCAUGCAUUUCUACCUAUGAAUGUUUUAACUAGAAUGGACCCAGGCAACAAUGGAGGGAGUUAAACUGGCUCAGAUGUUAGUUUGUAACAUUUAGUGGCAUAGAUCUGAUGAUCACUGUCUAAAUGGGGAGCAGGUAGGCAUAAUUGAAUUUUUCCCAUUUAGAUUGAUCAAAUUUGUGCCUCAAAGAUGUUUUCCUUUUUAAAUGUGGCCUUCAUUCUAAUUUCAUCUCUUCCUUGCCUAAAUAGGGCAAAGUUACCGGAUUGAAAUAAGUUGGUACAGUAUGUACUGUGGCUGACGCUUACGCUGGCAGCCAUGACACCCUGAAAAGAAACUGUAGGCCCUGUCAACAGGAUUCCCACUUGUAGCUUUUAGGAUACUUUGGGGGAAAUACUGGGUCCAAAGUGAUUUUAUGCUCAGUUUUUUCCUGCUGUUUUGUCUUUUACCUUGUUCAGACUGUAAACUGUUACCCUAAAUAUACAAAGUACUAGGUCCACUUGUUUAAAAACUAUAAGCCUUGUUGGUUUUUCACGUGAACUCGACUCAGUCGUGAAGGAGAAAUGCAGAUGAACAUAACUGGUUGAUUGAUUAAUUGAUUGAUUUGUAUUCAAAAAGGUUGAAGCUUAGUCUUAGGACCAUGGUUCUAAUAACUUGUACACUUUUUUUGUAGGAUACAUUGUUAUUAGUAUGUUUAAAAAAAAUAAAGUGAUUGAGAUGUUUUUUUUAUGUGUC